GUCUCUCGCGCGAGGAAGAGCUGCUAGCUAGCAGCCACGGAAGAUGUACAACCAAAUGGAUCAAGAUGCGUGCUAAAUCAUCGUUCACUUACUUUUUAACAUCUCCCUCGUUAGUGCACACUCAUGCGAGGCGUUCACAAUAACACGUGCAGACGUUCAGCCGAGCAUCUUUCAGCUGUAACGAUCCUAAAAGAGGAUAAAAGGUGUGGCCUGUACCAAGGAAAGAUGAGUACUGCAACCUGUGUUUGAAUCCUCUCAUGAGGCAGGUGUGCAACAAAACGCACCUGUUUCAAGCAUGGGAAAACUACAAAGCAAGUUGCAUCGGCGCUCUGAUGUAUACAGGGCCAAGGAAGGGGCGGAGCCUGCACCUGUGCCCCAGGUAGUGCAGUAUGAGCCUGCCCACACAGAUGCUGUCAAUUGUGUCAUCAGCCUGACCUCUGACCUCUGUGUGUCAGGAGGGACAGACAAGGCUGUCGUUGUGUAUGACUGGAGAGGUGGAAAGCCGUGUAAAGCUUUCCAUGGCCACAGCAGAGAAAUUACUAAGUUAUGUUGUUUUAAAGGUAAAAUCCUCAGCUCAUCUCGUGAUAAAACGGUUCUGAUGUGGGAUUUGGGUCAAGAUCAAGAACCAAUUCAGGAAUUCUGUGGCCAUGAGCUGGUAGUGAAUGGAGUAGCAGUCAGCCCAGAUGGUUCACAGUUAUGCACAGGAUCUCGGGAUAACUCCAUGUGUCUCUGGGACAUCGAGUCAGGAAAAUGUCUGCAGAGAAACACCAUCUCGCGUAACCUGGUGACCCAUUUAUGCUGGGUGCCAGACAGCACAUCUAUUGUUCAAACCUCAGAAGACAAAACUAUCAGGAUAUGGGACAGUCGUACCUGGCAGGUCACAAACACAUUUCCAGCGAAGCAGUACAUCCAGACACACUGUGACAUAAGUCCCAACUGUUUCCACCUGCUGUCCGCCAGCAACGGUUUCAGUGGUCAGGGUUGUGAAUCUACUCUUUGGGAUCUCAGGCAGCCGGGUUGUAAGGUGACUGAAUACAGGGGACACCUGCAGACCACAGCGUGCUGUGUGUUUUUACCACCUCGCUCCGGAUGUCCUCCCCUCGUUGCGUCAUCGUCAUAUGACAGCUCAGUAAAAAUAUGGGAUCAAAACACUGCAGCCUGUUUGGCCACAUUAAUGUUAGACGGUUCGGGUCCCUUGGUGUCUCUGGCUCCGUGUGACUCCAGUACUCUUCUGUGUGCCAGCUUUAACACAGGACUACACCAACUGUAUCUGGAUCAGGGAACAGCACCCAGCAUUAUUGAAGUCGCUCGCUUUUAAUUUGCAAGGGUGGUGUAAAUAUGAAUGUACAAACACUGAAUCCUGAAGGAUAGAGAAAAUAUUUGUCAAACUGCUUUAGUAAUUCAGCAGGAUUAAGAGACCAAACUCUCUGCAUUCAACUUUCAGGAAAGUUUCUUUCAUUUUCAUAAACACGGAUGGCUUCAGGUCAAAGAUUAUUAGUGAGAUUAAGGGGUGGUUUUCCGGACAGGGAUUAGUUUAAUUAGGAAAUAUAACUUUUUUUUAACAAACAUGCCUUACUGAAAACAUUACUGGUGAGGCAAAACAAAGGGCCCUGAUGUAUUUAAAGAUAUGUGGAAGUUGUUUUCAGUUUAAACAGCUCUUACAUUUAUUUUAGUCUAGGACUCCCUGUCUGGGAAACCGCCCCUAUAAGUUUGGGUGCAGUGUUUUGAGAUAUGGAUGACUUUUAAUAUUGUUUAUACUUCGGUGUGUGUACAAAUUUCUGACUUAAGUUGUUAAAUCUCUCUUGUGUAAUUCAUCCUGAAUGUUUUCAGCUACAGACGAUGAUACAGUAGCUCAAAUUGUGUGACUUAAAGGAUACAUAUUAUGCCCAUUUUUACAAGAUGUAAUAUGAGUCUCAGGUGUGCCCAGAAUGUGUCUGUGGCGUUUCAGCUCAAAAUACCCCACAGAUUAUUUAUUAUUUAUAGCAUGUCCAAAAUGGCCCUAUUCAGGUGAGAGCGCUAUUUUGUGUCUGUACCUUUAAAUGCAAAUGAGCUGCUGCUCCUCACUCUCUUGCCAAAAGUAACAUUGAGUGCUUUUAGUUAAAAAUUAGUUGAUUCCUGUGAAUACAGUCUGAGACAAUAGUAUCUCACUAUUGAGACAUGGCAGACAGCGUACUGUGGCUGUGGGCGGGGCUUCAUCAGUGUGACCUCAUAUUAACAAGAAAAUCAAAACUAAUGAGACAGCUUUGGUUUAAAAAAAGGGGAGGUGGAUUUCAUUGUAGGGUUGUUGUGUUCACACACUGCCAACAAAUUUAUGUCCAAAUAGAUUUUACACAAUAGGUGAACUUUAAAGUGAUCAGACAUUCCCUUUUAACCUUAUUGAUGAUAAAGUAUGCAAAAUUAUCCAUAGGCUAGUAUUAACGCACAGAUUCAAGCCAUAUCUGGGGAUCAGAAUAUCAUGAAUGCUCAGGGAGGGCUUUUCAUUUACUUGGGUCAAUAAGAAAUAGCAACCACCAGAUAACCCUAGUUACCUCAUAGCAACAUGCUACAUAACCACUUAAAACACACAAAGCAACAUGUUAUGAAACAAACCAGCACCGUUUAUUUGCUCUUUAUCUAGUUUAAAUGUCAGGACAUAAAUAGACACUGCCAAACAUAAAAAUGAAAAUUCUGUCAUCAUUUACUCACACUUGAAUUGUUUCAAACCUUAGUUCUGCUAAAACACAAAGGAAGAUAUUUUGAAUUUUUUUAUCAAAAAGUUUUGGAGCACCGUUGACUUACAUAGCAUUUAUUUUUCUACAAUGGAAGUCACUGGUGUUCCUGCUUGCUUGAUUACAAAUAUCUACCUUUGUGUUCACCAAAACACAGUAUUUCACUCUCUGUCUAUCUGUCUCCAUAAACAGAGUCAUCCAGAUAACCUAGAGCAUUUAUCAGAUUAGCAUUUACACUUUACAGUACAUUUAACUUUAAAGUUUACACACUGAAAAUCUUAAGGAAUGGCUAUAAAAAACAGAUCUCAAUAUUUAUUUGUAUAUAAAUCCUAAAGAAAACUAGUGAUGCAGUUUGUUUUUUAUAUGUUAGAACUGUUAUACU
This is a messenger RNA of Paramisgurnus dabryanus, 3090 nucleotides long. It is a transcript of the gene wdr31, whose product is annotated as WD repeat domain 31. Gene Ontology annotation, molecular function: protein binding. Lineage: Eukaryota; Metazoa; Chordata; Actinopteri; Cypriniformes; Cobitidae. The record is from RefSeq and is a predicted model, not a curated record.